This is a messenger RNA of Porites lobata, 10640 nucleotides long. NCBI's taxonomy places the organism in Eukaryota, Metazoa, Cnidaria, Anthozoa, Scleractinia, Poritidae. The record is from the annotation of a GenBank genome assembly.
AUGUUCUCUUCCGUGUCAAGUCAGUUCCGGUCUGAGCACAAUUUGUUGCAUGAUGGGAAGGAUUGUUUUGCAAGCAAAUGCAAAAUGGCUGCCACUAUCAAAGAUUCGGAAGAGGACACUCCGAAGCGGAAACACAUAAAAGCUGUUUUAGUCAACAAGCUAGAGGGAUGCAGCGAUAUAGUUAAUAUGGCGGUGACAAUCCCGCAUGAAGAUGCAGUUAUUAGUGUCUCAGAUGACAAGUAAGCGACAAAUUAUUCGUGACUGAAUAUUGAUGUGUUGUUGUUUUCAUAAAAUCUAAUCAGCUGAAUGUAAUACAUUUACAGCUGAACGUAUUUUUUCCACGUUCUCGUCUUGUUAUUCGCAGGAGCAUUAGGCUUUGGAUAAAACGAGAAAGUGGGCAGUAUUGGCCAAGUGUUUGCCAUAUGAUGGAGUGUAAGUUUUAGUUAAUUUCAAGUCUUACUAUAAAUUUUCGUUUAAUAUAAUAUAUAUUUUCAAGCUUCAUAUCACUUUUCAAGAGGGGCAGCCUUUUCUAACUAAGGUUGCAGAUAUAGAUGUGAUCUUCCUUUUCAUCUCAACCUUGACUUAUUAUUAUGAUUAUGUGGGUUGAAAAUAUGAUUUCUUGCUUAAGCUUGUAGAAGGACGUGUUGUCGUUAAGGGUUUCGUAAUCUAAAUUUUUUGAUAUCAUAUCUCUUAUUUUUGCAUAUUUAUCUGAUUCUUUGGGGAAAUUCGUGUCCUUUUAAGUCCAGAUCGGUCAUCCUUGCUUACAGAUUCAAUAUCACAUAUUAUUUUUGCAUAUUUGCCCUGCUUUUUUAAAAAUUCAGGUUUUACCAAAAAAGAAUAGGAUUGGUUGUGGGGGGGGGGGGGGGGGGAAGCUUGGCAGGGUCAAUUACCAGUCACUAUUUAGGAAAUGAGCCUGCACUCAUCAAGGACUGGGCUCAGGAGAUGGUAGAAAUCAAGCCUAGGGGGCUGGAUCAGAAGAGCAGUUGUCCCCCAGAUCAGUUCACAUGUUUUUUUAAAUAUAAUUAUAAAAGUGUCAUAUCUUCUAUUUUAUUGUUUCAGCUGCAUGUUCUGCCCUAGAUUACCAUGGUACAAGCAGAAGGCUCUUUGUAGGAUUGGCUAGUGGCACAAUAUCAGUAAGUGCUGAGUUUAUGGAAAUAUUGAUGCAGUCUUCUCAUUUUUUUUACAUUUGCCAUUUGCACACCUCCCACAAUAUACCUUAUUGCUCCCUCAAAAUUUUGCAAAAGAAUUGUCAUCAAUUUCACUUGGAAAGACUGUACUAUCCAGAGGAAAUGAAAAAUAAAGGUUAUGCAAAAUGUGGGGGCAAACUUCGUGUGUUACUGGAGAUGUGCAAAUGGUGAAUGAAACUGAAGAGAAAAGAGAAGGUUAAAAGGCUGCUACACGUCAGGAAAAAGAGAAAAAGUGUCUUUCAUCUUAUUUAGCCAACACUACAUGACCUAACAUCAAUUUUUUUGAACAAUUUCUAAAGUUUUGUACAGUGGAGCUCCAAUAUAAUAUAGUAGUUAAAUUCCCGGGAGAGGGGGUACUUCCUUGUAAGAGGCUUUCAGGGAUGUGCCACUGGAUGGUGUCCCAUUUUCACAACUGGAUUGACUAUAAUGGGGAUGCAUUUUCAAUAGAUUUACUAGCAUGGGGUGACGCAAUUCAGAUUUUUGAUGUAAGAACGUCGAUUGAUAAGACAGAUACAUAAAUAAAAAGUGACUAAGUUGGGAUUGUGAAAAUUAUGUUUGCCAAAAAGUGACUAAGAUGGGAUAUUAAAUGUGUGAGUACUGUACUGUAAAUUUAGUCUAUUGUCUUUCUAGGUCACGAUUUUGAAAAAAAAUUAGAAACUUUUGUCUGGCUUGUCCUGCAUUGCAACCAAUCCCUCUGGGCAUUAGAGAUUACUUUAGACAGAGAAUCUGCCGUGUCAGCAUUCCCCUUGGAUUCAAUUUGCAAUUUAGCUAAGCGGAUGUAAAACCACGGUGGUGUUAAUGUUUUACUGUUGUAUCAGGUUAUUGUAAUUUGCUAUUUGAUGUUAUGAGUGAUCAGUAACAGGACAUACUACAGCUGCAUUUGGUUUGCGUGGUCGUAUUAACGGGGUAAAAUUAUAAAGGAUUAUACAGGUUGGGAUUUCAGAAUGCGGUCGUUGGUUGUAUUAACGGUGUGGUCGCAUUAACGGGGUUUUCUUAUGAGGAAAUGUAUGGGCGUUUCGCCCGGACAAAAAAAAGUGGUCGUAAUAACGAGGUGGUCGUAUUAACGAGGUGGUCGUAAGGCGGGGUUCCACUGUAUCUGUGGCAUCUCAGCCAGGAAACUGGACUCCUUUUGAAUCGAUUUCAUUUCUGUAAGUGAUGAACGUGGAUCCAAAGUCAAUGAUUACUGCUAGUAAUAAUGAUAAAUUAAUUGAUAAAAUUGCAAAUUAUUUAUCCUCUUUUGGAAGGGAUUGAUAGAAAAUUUCAUGCUGGAUUAGUUAACAUACUGGUAAUCAGAAAUAAAGGCGCCAAACUAGUUUAAAACAGUCAUUCAAGCAAGAGAGAAGAAUUUAGUGUAUAACAUGAUCAUAGCUUUGGAAAAAAUAAUGUGAAGUGCUCCUCCUAUAGGAAUUUGAAGUGUCUGAAGAUUUUAACAGAAUUCACCAUAGAAGAAAUUAUUUAGGUACGUAUAUUUGCUUGUGUUGUGAAUAAUAUUGUAGUUAUUGUCUUUACUUUAAGGAGGCAGCAUGGCCGAAUGGUCAGCGCGUCAGACUUGCAAUGCUGCGGCCCUAAGUUUGAGUCCUACUCUGGCAACUUGCUGGAUUUGCUCUCAGUCAUCCAGAGUUCAAAUCCUCAGCCACGCUUGUAAAUAGCCAACUGGUUGCCUCCUGCCAGUUGGGGUUUUUAAUCUUGUGAUGUUUUAUUUGAAUUAUUUGUUUCUAAGUAUUUGAGUGGAGUGCCGGUAAACUAGCUGGAUAAGCCAAGUGCACUUUCCUUUAUAAACAAACCGUUAAAUCCUUUUUUUAGAACAGGUUAAAAUAUUUUACUGUGACUAGGCUUAAGUGAAGUCUUUCAGCUAUUUUCUUUUCUUUUUAUGUACCAGUGGAAUAUUUUUUAAUUGGGGCCAGAUUUGAACACAAGUUGGAAUCUUAGGUCUACAAAUCAAUGUUAAUUAAGCUCAGUGUGUUUUUUGUUUAUUUAUAUCUUUUGAAGUUGGUGCAGGUGGCUAACUUGAAAGUGUAUGCUUCUUUGGCCACAGCACACCUCCUAUUUAAAAUAAUUUUUACUGGAAUAAUAAUUAUUCAAAAGAUCUUGUAACUUUUAUAACUCUUUAUUAGUCCACCUUUUCUGUAAACAGCGUAAAAUUGAAUUGAACCUUGAAGCUUGAAUUAGCCUUAAAAAACUGAUUUUUAAUGAGGCCACCAUUGGCUUCCCUCCGAUAUGUCAUCUGAGCAAUGAAUGUAGAAAUUCCAUACUGUUGACCUGUCAGGACCCAGAUCUGGAUUUUGCUUUAACCAAUCAGAAGCACGACUCAGAUUUGGGUAGUGACAUGUAAUCAGAAUGGAAUUUCUGUGCUCGUUCCUCAAACUUUAUUUCCUGGGAAACCAGUGAUGGCAUUGCAAAAUGUCAGCCGUUUUCGCAGGCUAAGCCUGAUCCUGCAGUUAGUAUUUGUCUCAGCAGGCUUCUCCAUUUAGAACAUGUGUCAAUCAAUUUCCUUCUUUUAGCACACAUGAAUAGAGUGAGUGGCAUAAUAUUUUCUCUGGAGAAUGAAUGGCUGUUAAGUGUAGGAAGGGACAAGUACUUGCAGUGGCAUGAUUGUACGAAUGGAAAAAGACUGGGUGGAUAUCAAACUGAGGCUUGGUGCACUUCACUACAGUAUCCUUUUAAGUGAUAAGAUAGCAGCAGGUUGAGUGGUUAACGCUUUCCAGGGUUUAUUCUAGAAAUUGGCCAAUGAGGGUCAAAUGGGCCCCCUUCUGUAAUUUUAGGGGGUCCAAGGAAGGGGGCACCAAAUCUAAAAAAACUAAAUGCUUUUUAAGACUAUUGACAUUCUACAUGUUUCGGACUCCCCAGACACCUUGCUGCCAUUUUGGAACAUUCUGGGCAACUGAAAAAGCCUGGGCUCUAAUUACUUCAGAAUCCUGGAUGUUUGUCUCUUGAAAUAAUGACUCAAGCAAAGAAGAGAAAGGCAAUUGAGACAGUAAGAGGCUAUAAAAGUUCAAAGUAAGUUUAUAGAGCGGCCAUCAAAUCAGUGUUGUUGUCAGUGAUGUUUUAGAAUACUUUAUUGAAAAAAAAAGUAGUACUUAUCCUUGGGUCUAUUUUUUUGCGUCCCAUUUGACGCGGCAACGUAAAUUUAAGGUUUUUUUUUUCCAAAUUGUGGAAAUCCUGCAAGGCCGCAGUCUAGAAUAAACCCUGCUUUCCCUCUCAGGCCAAGAUUUGAUUUUUUGUAAAGUUUUGAGUCUGCUGGUAAACGACCUCAGCUUGCGUUACUAUAUGUAUAAAGCAAGAAUCUCAUUGCUAUUUUAAUCAAGUUUACAAUGUUAGUCAUGCAAUGACAGUAAAAAAAGCCAAAAAGUGUGCAGCAUGUUCAGAGUUUUUGUUUUUCUUUUUUUCUCUUGUUGUUAUGCUUAGCUAGCCAGUAGUAUUACCACUCAAAACAAUCCUUGAAAUGUGACAAUUCUGCCUGGUAAACCGACAAUUUGAUGUGAAACGCGUGACAAAAUUGACUUUCACAGGUACCCAUACAGAGGCUUAGUGAUUGAGGUGUGUGGAAUAAAGACCCACAUGAUUUCUGAUAAACUGCCAGUAUUACCUUGCAACUUGUCCUGCUUUGCUUGUUAAUGAGAUGGAGAAUUAAACAUUAGAUCAGGACUCACUAAGGGCCUUAUUUUACACAUCCCUUCUUUAUUAAUAUUAUUUUCAUGCUUGCAGUUGAAUUAUUAUUCAGAAGAUUUCACCAUUUUUGAUUAGCUUUAAUUCAUGACCAACUAAUUCUUCAUACCCAGGCAAUAUAAUUUAUACCAUCAUUAACAUUGGUUAAUCUGAUCUAGAUAAAUGAUUAGAGCCAACUCUUGCCUUGUGGACACCCCGCUAUAACAGACACCCCAGUAAUAAGGACAGCAGCUAAAUCCCAGGCAAAAAUAAAUUACAGAUGUUUGGGUAAAAUUAACUCCCGCUAUUACGGACUCUUGCUAUUGAGGACGCUAACUCAAGGUCCCUACAGUGUCCACUAUAAAGAGAGUUGACUGUACCUAGUAUACAAUCAUUGACAUCAAGUCAGCAGAGUCCGCAAUCAGAAGUAGAGCCAGACGUCUCUUGAGGUUCCUUAACAAGUUUUAGAUUUGAUGCUGACUCAAAACAUGUCUUUGUUGGAGAUUAUGGAGGCCACAUCAGUGUGAUAAAACUAGAAAACAACUCACCAUCACUGGUUACAACACUCAAUGGUCACUCAGGCAAGUUGCCUCCAUGGCACAUAUGGUUUGGCACAGGUGAUUAGGAUGGGUCCUGUCACUCAGUUCUAAUCCAAUCUAGUCUAAUGCUUUUGUAGUGGUAAAUAAUAUUAUUAGUAGGGAAAGGGUUUGCUCAGUCUUGAGAAAGUCCUUGAAUUCUAUUUUUCCUUUUAAAGUCCUUAAACUUCCGUGUAAGCCCUUGAAUUUUCUUCAACUUGGAAUGUAGUGUCCUGGAAACUGUUUUUUAAUGCUUGUUGGUCGCCCAACACAGAAUAUAAAUCAUAGCUCAGAGAAGCUAACCCUGCGAUGGACUAGUUAGCAUCAUGUCCAAGGGAAGUAGCAAUACUCCUAGGCAUGCUUCAUGCUAAGGAUACUGGCAAAUGCUCCAGCCAUUUUGGCCUUUGGCUCAUGUGUGCUUUCACCUUAUUUUUCACUGCUAUGGUCCUCAUGGUUGUAUAAGGUCUUUAGUGUCUAGAAAUGGUGGGCUGGUACUAGUUUUAUGCUUUUCACUCUCGAAAGUGUCCCGAAAUUACCAAAUCUCAUCAUGUUGAACUAUUUGUUUGGUCAUGAAAGCUAAACAUUGAACUUUUACUGCAGUGCAAUAUCCACACAGCUGGUAUUUUGCAGAAAUAUUUUUUUCUUAAAGAGUGCAAAUAUUAGUAUUUUCAAUAUUAUAAUUAACAUUAUUGUCUGGAAUUGCGAUAGGCCUUCUACCACUAGGUUAUUCCAAUUCAUCAGUUCUAAUAAAUUAAUGAACAUUACUAAUCCAAUAGUAAUCUGACUUACUUAGCCUUGUUUUCUGCAUAACUACUCUUUGGGUCAUCACACAGCUCUCCUUUUAAAGCAUAAAUAUGGCAGCUGACUACAGCUCUGUGUACCUUUAUUCCUCCAGUUGUCAUGCUUCCUUUUCUCUAUACUAGAUGGUUCUGAUAAGGCAUGCUACAGAAUGAGACUGCAAACAUAGCCUACUAAAUGAACUUACUGAUGACACUUCGUGAGCUCUUCAGUUCUAUUAUUUGCAGAAUUCCAUUCUGCAUAUAGUGGAUAGUCAUCUGUAAGAGGUUAUGUUCCAUUGGCCGUGAUGAUCCAGAUCAGGAUUAGUGAACCAAUCCGGGAGUAUUCAGAUCAUAACAUGUCAAAGGAACCAACAAAUCCACCCUGGGAAAGGAUUCGUCAGUUCAUUUGAUGUAUAACCUGCAAGCAAGCUGUCCGGGGCGCUCUGGCAGUGGGGCAGGAAAAGGAAGGAGAGCUUGCAAUUACGUCUCUGGAAUUUGAAUAUCUGCAUCGAAAAAAUCGAUGCGAAAUGCUGAUUGGCGGAGAUGACAUUAGUAAUGAUGUCAUUACCUUUGGCAUGUGUUUUUCAAUAUUUGUUUACAUUUGCACUCUUUCCACUUCGCACUGAUCGGCGCUCAGAUUGAUUGACAGCUCAGUUGACAUGGAGCCACAGAGGAAUUGAAGGUGGAAUUCAAAUUCCAGAGACGUGGUGGCAAGCCCUCCUUCCUUUUUCCACCCAACCACCAAAGCGCCCUGGAGAGCUUGCCUUCAGGCUAUUUGAUGUACCAUGAUUGGAGUGAUCUCAGAUCAUGUUCCUGAUCUGGGUCAUCCUAAAGGAAUGCACCCAGUGUAUCUCUUAAAUAAAUCCAGGUUUUAAAAAUUUUGCCUUGUUAAUAAGUUUUUUUUCCCAUUUUUUUUUCCAGGUAGCGUACGUGCCCUUGCCUGGGACCCUGAGAAGCGGUUGUUAUUUUCUGGUAGUUUUGAUGAAUCCAUUAUAGUAUGGGAUAUAGGAGGACAGCAAGGAACUGCCUUUGAACUUCAUGGACAUUUGUAAGAAAACCAUGGCUUGAAGACUGUUUUCUUUAUGUCCUGUGACAAAUACAAUACCUGUCAAAUUUCAUUGAAACAAUAGGCUGAAAAUGAAAGAUUUCUCAUGCAAUGCCUUCUCAACUACUGAGUAAUUCUUCUCUCCUUCCCCAAUUUUGAGAAUUAACAAUUAUUGGACGAGGUUGGGCAAAAUAUCAUGAUUUGUCAGUGGUGAGCAGAUUAAUUAUUUGCCAAAGCCAAAGGCUUAGGCAAAUAAAAUGAUAAUUAUAUUGAUCUGCGAGAUACUGGCAAAUCAUGAUAUUUUGUCAUGAUCAAGUUCAAUAUUGUUUUAUCAUUCAAUCACCAAGUUUGUUUUUCAACGAAUAUCUUCGGGAAGCAAAGCAAUCUGCAUUUUUCACGAAAUAGUUAUCGGAAGAAGGACAAAAGCGUGCUUUCAUUUAAGCAUGAGCAGAAUAUUAUUAAUUGCAACCAAACACAGUUGGACAGCAUUGUGCACGAGCAGACCAUUAUUUGUAGGCAGUUAUUUGCAGGUCACCUGGUGGGCUCUCGGCCGACGAAAAAGAAGAAAAAAUUGCAUCGAAUGAUUAUUACAUUUAUUUGCAAAUUGGUAAUAUGGGAAUCAGCAUUGGGGAGGGCAAAACAUGACUAUAGUGUUUCAACAAAUGUGACGAGUAUUGUCAUAGUUAGAGCAGCUUAGCACACUUUUGCUAUUACCAAAGCAUUUUUUAACAAUGAGUGCUCAGCACUUUAAGACGGAAGCCAUUAGGAAAUUGAGUAAUUUUAAUUUUUAGUGGACAAAAUCCUUGUACCAGAAUAGUUUAAAGCAUAUUGCAUUCUUUUUUACACUUUUCAAGGGCUAUAAAUGUAAUUAGUUAUAUAUAAUAACACUAAAGAAACUUUCUCACGGGAGUCCAAGGAAACAAAUUUCAAAAGCUUCAGAUCUCACAAAAUGAAAUCUUACCCAUGAAAUCUUACCUGUGUUUUCACAAUUCCUGUGAAAUUUGGAUCAGUUUUCUCGGGCUCCCAUAAGAAAUUAAUCUAUUUUCAUUUAUUACAUUGCACCAGGUCUAAAGUACAGGGUCUGUGUUAUGCACCACACGCCAAGAAGUUAAUAUCAUGCAGUGAAGAUGGUGUUGUUAGAAUUUGGGACAUGAAUGUUAAACGACAAGAGGUAUGUUUAAACAAUCUCCAUGGGGGUAUGGCUUGUUCCUUUUUUACCGAGAGGGCAGGAAACUGUAGAGUAUUGUUUAUUAUUGUUGUGUCAAGGAAAUAAAAAAUUAAUCGGUUGUUGAGUGAUACAUGUUCAGUGAGAGAAAUACCUUGAAAAGACAAAAUUAAAGACAAAGGUAAAGUAUCAUUAAUUUCUUUUUUUUUUUUGUAUCCGUAUUAGACACCAGAAUGGUCGCAAAGUGAUGUCUGUGAGAGAUGUAGUGGUCCUUUCUUCUGGAAUUUCAAGGUUAUGUGGAAUCAGAAAACAGUGGGUGUGAGACAGGUAUGACCUUCAAGCUGCCCCCAGCCCCAACCGUUCUCCUUCCCUGUCAAGUAGUGUAUCACCUUCAUAGGUGUUAUCAGGGAGUUUAAGAUACCACGACGGCGAAUUUGGGUUCUUUCAAUCUCUAUCGUGAUUACUCCAACUCAAAUGAGAAAUCCUCUUCAAAUGCAAGCGAACUCUUUUUGAGCCGAAUUCCUAAGAACCGUAUUCAAGUUCAGAAAGAGAAAGAAAUUUAGCCCGUCGCUUGUUUACGUCCUCCAUAAAACGUGAAAUUAGGCAUUUUCCGGUCGUAGUCGUGCAGUGACGGUAAAGAAGUGUACAAAAAAGCAUGCUGCACGUGCAGAGUUUGUUUUGCCUAUUCAAACUAUUGCUUUUUUGACGUUCUCAUUGUUAUCGCCGGCCGUUGUGGCAUCUUAAAGUCCCUCCCAAAUGAAGGACUUGCCCAUUACGUACAAUAUCCGUAUCAAGAGAACCAGAGGUUUUUAAAUCAGUGGCGUCAGUCAACGCAAGCAUGCGGUUAUUGGGCCUAUAAAGUUAAAAACGAGCUUUCUGGCUCUUAAGUUAUAAGUAGCAAAAGUGUCUCCAUCUUUCAAAACGGUAACUUUAGGGUUAGUGUAGUAUAGUACAUGUCAUGUCCUAACAUUUGUGAAAAUCUAUGCAUUGGCUAAAUGCAUGGUUGCUUUGAUUUUUCAGCAUCACUGUCGGAAGUGUGGCAGAGCAGUUUGUAAUGAAUGUAGUUGCAAUGAAUCAGCGUAUCCGAUCAUGGGCUUUGAAAAUUCAGUCCGCUUUUGCGUUGAAUGUUAUGAAUCCAUCACUGAUGAUGAGUAAGUGUAAUGCCUUGUUGUAAAGCCCUGUUUCAUUAUUUGAAUGGUCACGCUUGAGGAUUUCUUCCGUAGAGUCAAAAACUAGAGACAAUUUGCACACCCUAACAAACAGUUUCACUCGACUGCCACUUCCAAAUGGCUUCUUGCGAAAAUCUCACGCAAACGCCUUCAAAAUCUGAAAACAAAUGCAUGUUUUACAGUCUAAAGUUCCACAACGUUCCACAGGAAAAUGCUGCUCGGUAGCUAUAAUGUGAAUACAUGUAACCACAUUGGAGGAUUUCAUCUUGACUCAAAAGUGUGAACGUCGUUCUACGGCGUAAACAGUGUCCUGGAAAGUACUGUUCAGUAGCUGUCAGUUAGACUCAAUGCAAACUAAGAGGAACGCAACAAAUAGCGAUCCGUGAGCAAAACGUAAGAGAAACGUAAAUGGGGAGGGGUUUGACAAAAUUUAGGUGUUCAUCAAAAACAUUCGUGAGUAUGGCGGACUUGGCUGUGAACAUUCAAGCUGUUAUUUGAAGGGUCACGUGUAUUUAAAAAUAUCUUCCACUGCAAAAUCUCUUUGCACAGCAUAACGCACAGUUCCACAGCAAAGCACUGCUAGGUAGCCUUUACAAUGUACUUGAAUGGUCACACCUUAGGAUUUCAUCCUCAGGCUUAUGAGUAAGUUAGAACCACCUUGUACUGCAGAUUGAUAAAUCCAAUUGGGGAUCUUAAAAUUUAAAUCUUGAUUGUCCAAAUCCUAAAUUGCUCGGUGGUUUUAUUUGAAAGUUGAUGGUUUACUAGAUUUUAUUCACGGACUGCAAAUUAUAGAAUCACAAACAUAUUGCUCAAGGAUCACACUCUAGCUAUUUAAUUUACAGACUUGCCACUUUUCAUAGCGUAAGAGAAGAAAUAGUUGCGUCUCUAGCGAAGGAACAAAGAGCAUAAAACCACAACUCAAGACAAUUUAAUCUGUUUUUUUUUUUAACCCAGUCGAGUGCCGCUGUCCGAUUUUCUCGAUGCAAAGCACACAACACGCUCGAUGUACCUGGAUCUAACUAAAGGAAGAUUGCUGACAUGUGGCGGUGAUAGAGUUGUGAAGGUUGGUUCUUAA